AUGGAGCCCCGGCUGAAACUUCUCAAGGAAAGCACUGCGCCGAGAGUCGACGCCACCGCCUACCGGAGUAUCGUUGGCGGACUCAGGUAUCUUCUCCAUACGCGUCCGGAUCUUUCAUUCAGUGUUGGCUAUGUGAGCUGGUACAUGGAGGUGCCAACGGAGGAACACCAGGCUGCUGUCAAGCGCAUCCUGCGCUGCGUGGCGGGGACAGUGAGCCUGGGCAUUCACUUCAAGCCGGGGAACAAGAAGGAGCUGCCGCGACUGCACGGCUACAGCGACAGUGACCUUGCCGGCGAUGUCAACGAUCGCAAGAGCACCGGCGGGGUCAUCUACUUCCUCAAUGACGGGCCAAUCUCUUGGCAAUCAAGCAAGCAGAAGGUCGUGGCCCUCUCGUCGUGUGAGGCCGAGUACAUCGCGGUGGCGACCGCGACCUGUCAGGGUGUCUGGUUGGCGCGCCUCCUCGCGGACUUGCUCGACGUCGAGGCCAGCGCACCGACGCUACGGGUGGACAACAAGUCCGCCAUUUCUCUGAUCAAGAACCCAGUGCACCACGAUCGGACCAAGCAUAUUGAUGUGAAGUACCACUACGUCCGGGAGUGUGCAGACCGAGGUCUGAUCGACGUUCAGUUCAUCGGAACGGCGGAACAGCUGGGUGACGUUCUCACCAAAGCUCUCGGCCGACUGAAGUAUGAAGAACUUCGAAGCAAGAUCGGCCUCACCAAACUUCUCUCUGCCGGCAACAGCGCUUAG
Molecule: messenger RNA, 750 nt
Organism: Phragmites australis (common reed)
Lineage: Eukaryota; Viridiplantae; Streptophyta; Magnoliopsida; Poales; Poaceae
Product: secreted RxLR effector protein 161-like
Exons: 1
Coding region: 1-750 (249 amino acids)
Source: RefSeq, a predicted model, not a curated record